This is a messenger RNA of Clonostachys rhizophaga, 1293 nucleotides long. The record is from the annotation of a GenBank genome assembly. Lineage: Eukaryota; Fungi; Ascomycota; Sordariomycetes; Hypocreales; Bionectriaceae.
AUGGGCACGCACAAACGUAAACGCACCCGCCCGAGACGGGAGAAGGCGAAUAUCUCCGAUGCCCCAGAUGAGAUCAUGGAUCAUAUCAUGAGUUUCGUUCCGAGACGAGGCCUCGUGAAUCUUUGCCUAGUUAACAAAUCCCUCCGCUCCUAUGCUGAGCCCUUUCUUUAUUCCACCAUUGCGCUCAAGUGGACUGAGAAUCGGCCACCCCCAAUUAUCAAUCUUUUGCAAACCCUUCUCCGGAGACCUGAACUGCUAGCCUUAGUCCAGAGUUAUAUACCGAUCAUAGAAGAUCUCAGACUACCGUUCACUGAUCUUUGGGUGCAAAAGCUCCGGGCGGCUCAUGUGGACGCUUUUGCUGCUCUGUUGAUUGCGCAAGCUUACAAUAUAAGACGACUUAUUAUUGUUGACAGUUUUCUUCGGUCGUCUGAUUUUCUUGCAAAACUUCUCCGGCACGGAGCCUUGGGCCAGCCUCCCAAAUGGAGGCGCCUUGAACAGCUAGCCUUCUUUGGCCCCUAUGUGGACCAGAGAUCUGAGGUUGCGCAGGCUUCGUUUUGCCUAUCAACGGUGACAGAGUUGGCGGUUUCAUUCGGCGACUUGCAGGUUCUUCAUUGGCCAGCAUGUGAGCCUCGUCUUGACCACUUGACUUCGCUGGACGUCGACAGCAACUGUGCAACCCUGAUGGCCGGAGUACUUGCCCGAACACGGUGCCUCAAGUCUCUUUCUUGGGAAUGGGAAUACUACCCUGAGGCAGCAACCGUGGACUUUGACGAGAUCAUCGCGGCGUUGUCACACGUUAAAGCUACCUUGGAGAGCCUUCGGCUUAGAAUGGAGUUUCCUCACCACUGGCGGCUAUAUGACGAACCAAAUUUGAUUGCUUCCGGGUCUCUGAGGCCUCUUCUCGAUUUCGACGGAAUAACAAAGUUAGAUGUGCCGUUAAUGGCUCUGACGGGCUUCGGAGCUGAAGCAACAUCACUGGUUAGUUCUUUGCCUCGCAAUGUCGAAGAGCUUUCUCUUUCAACUGGUAUGGUUUACCAAGAUGUCAAAUGGCUCCGCGAUAAAAACCUCCUAUGGCCGGAUGCGGGUAUCCUCAACAUGAUUGAAGAAUCGUUUAGGCACUACCGGACUAGCCUCCCACGGCUGCGCUGUAUCAAGAUCAAUGAUACCACCAACAGCUGCCGAAGUGGAGAAAUGGAAACAAUACUGGAAGAAAGUUCUCCGGUUGAUGGUAUUGAUAUCGAGAUUGUUCAUGACACGUCGUCUCCUUGGAGGCAACAUCUUGAUGACCUAUAG